ACGGUAAACAUCAGCAUGUUAGCAUUGUCAGUGUUAGCAUGUUAGCAUUCUGACGUUAUCAUUUGGCUCAAACAACCACACAAGGGGAAGCUAAUCAGUGCUCUGUUUUUGACUCAUCCAAGCACAAUCACCAUGAGCAAGCUAAUUCUAAUUGCAGGUCUCUGUCUCUGCUUUGGGAGUUUGGUCUCAUCCUCCAGACUGGUGUGUUAUUUCACUAACUGGUCCCAAUAUAGACCUGGCAAUGGGAAGUUUAUGCCCUCAAAUGUUGAACCCAACCUGUGUACCCACCUGAUCUACGCCUUCGCUGGUAUGAACGAGGCAAACGAGUUGGUCACCAUAGAAUGGAAUGAUGAUCAACUCUAUAAAUCUUUUAAUGAACUCAAACAGAGGAAUCCAAAUCUUAAAACACUGUUGGCAGUCGGAGGCUGGACUUUCGGAACGCGAAAAUUCACUACAAUGGUGUCAUCACAAGCCAACAGGAACACAUUUAUUCAGUCUUCUAUCAAACUCCUGAGAAAAUACGGUUUUGAUGGACUGGAUCUGGACUGGGAAUAUCCCGCUUCAAGAGGAAGUCCUCUGGAGGACAAGCAGAGAUUCACCGUCUUAUGCAAGGAACUGCUAGAGGCCUAUGAGGCUGAGGGAACAGCAACCAGCCGUCCCAGAUUAAUGAUCUCUGCUGCUGUGUCUGCUGGGAAAGGAACCAUUGAUGCUGGUUAUGAAAUCGCAGAGAUGGCAAAGUACCUGGAUUUUAUUAAUGUGAUGACGUAUGACUUUCAUGGCACUUGGGAGACUGUCACAGGACAUCACAGCCCCUUAUACAAAGGAUCCCAUGACACCGGUGACAAUAUUUACUUAAAUACUGACUUUGCCAUGAAGUAUUGGCGGGACAAAGGAACACCUGUAGAAAAGUUAAAUAUGGGCUUUGCAACAUAUGGACGAACAUUUCGACUGUCUACUCAGUCCAGUCAGGUUGGAGCACCAACCAGUGGUCCCGCUGCUCCUGGUCCUUUUACGAGGGAGGGUGGCUUCUGGUCCUAUUAUGAGAUUUGCACUUUUCUUCAAGGGGCCACUGUCCAUUGGAUUGAGGAUCAGAAAGUGCCUUAUGCCACCAAGCAAAAUGAGUGGGUUGGAUUUGACAACAAAAUCAGUUUUGAGAAUAAGGCUCGUUACCUAAAAGACAACGGAUUUGGAGGAGCUUUCAUCUGGGCUCUGGAUCUUGAUGACUUUAACGGACAGUUCUGUGGACAAGGAAACUACCCCCUCAUCAGCUAUCUCCGCUCUCUUGUGGCUUCAGAUCUUCCUCCACUUCCCUCUCCAGACACCACUCAAAAUCCAAUUACUCCAUCUACAGACACAAGACAACUUCAUACCACAUCAUCUCCCAGAUCUACAAUCGCUACUUCCACCAAAAUCACUGACAACUUCUGUGCUACAAAGAUCGGUGGGGUUUAUGCCAAACCUGAUGCCCCAGGUUCUUUUUACAGUUGUGCCAAUGGCGUAACCUGGAUCCAAAACUGCCCAGCUAAUUUAGUCUUUCGAGAAAGCUGCAAAUGUUGUGGUUGGCCCUAAAGGCAUUCACACCAUUAUACAUUCCACAAGCUUUGAUAACCAUGGGUAUUACGUGUGAUCAAAAAUCAUUUUUGAUUUAUAAUUUCGUGUGUGUUUUGUGUUCAGGUCAUUUAAGAACAUAGAUAAUGUAGUGCUACUUCAGAGAAGGCAGAUUUUUUUUCCAAGUUAAAUUAAUUACCUUAUAAUUUCCUGUGGAUUGUUGUUCUUUUUCUAAACGCAGCAAAUUCAUCUAUAAAUCCUGCAUUAAAGAUACAUUAAGACCUGAUGAUCUCAUACAUGGUUGAACAACACUGUGCCCUACAUUAAAACACCAUACUAAGUUUGAG
Molecule: messenger RNA, 1895 nt
Organism: Thunnus maccoyii (southern bluefin tuna)
Lineage: Eukaryota; Metazoa; Chordata; Actinopteri; Scombriformes; Scombridae
Product: acidic mammalian chitinase-like
Exons: 12
Coding region: 133-1569 (478 amino acids)
Biological process (GO): carbohydrate metabolic process; chitin catabolic process
Cellular component (GO): extracellular region
Molecular function (GO): chitin binding; chitinase activity
Source: RefSeq, a predicted model, not a curated record